CGCCAGGAGGGCGGGGAGGGGCGCUGGGGCCUUGAGGCUCAGCGAAAACUCCGUGGGGCUUUCGGCCGGCGAGAGAGGAGGUCGGGGCGCACCGGCCGGAGGGAGCCCUGUACCCACAACUUCCCGGAAAGACGGCUUAGAGGGCGGACAGACAGACGGCAGGGAGGGCCAGUAUGACCCCGGUCCUGCAUCCCGCCUUGCCCCUGCUGCUGGUCGCCACGCUGACCUUCCGGGCGCUCCGGCGAGCCCUCUGCCGCCUGCCCCUGCCGGCGCACGUGCGCACCGACCCUCUGCGCACCUGGCGCUGGCACAACCUCCUCGUCUCCUUCACCCACUCCAUUGUGUCAGGGAUCUGGGCGCUGCUGUGUUUAUGGCAGACUCCCGCGAUGUUAGUGGAGAUGGAGACGGCCUGGUCACUUUCUGGCUACUUGCUUGUUUGCUUCUCCGCAGGGUACUUCAUCCAUGACACGGUGGACAUCGUGAUUAGCAGGCAGACUCGGGCCUCUUGGGAAUACCUUGUUCACCAUGUCAUGGCUAUAGGUGCCUUCUUCUCUGGCAUCUUUUGGAGAAGCUUUGUUGGUGCAGGUGUCAUGACACUCCUGGUGGAAGUCAGCAAUAUCUUCCUCACCUUCCGAAUGAUGAUGAAGAUCAACAAUGCCCAAGAGCUUCUCCUCUACAGGGUCAACAAGUAUGUCAACUUGGUCAUGUACUUUCUCUUUCGCCUGGCACCUCAGGUCUACCUUACCAAAUUCUUCCUGCAGUAUGCAGGCCAGAGGAACCUGGGCGGCUUUCUGCUGAGCAUCUUGCUCAUGUUGGAUGUGAUGAUACUCAUCUACUUUUCCCGCCUCCUGCGCUCUGACUUCUGCCCUCAGCCGGUCACUAGCCGGCAACACAAAGACAAGUUUUUGACUGAGUGAGAGGUACAAGGCCUGGGACAUGUGGCAAAGGACAAAAAGCACAGCCAAGAACAGGAACAGCCUCACGUGAAUUGGGACUCUGCCUCAAGUGUGGGCGUCCUCUGAGGCCACCUUGGGCUUGCACCCACACUAUUGAAGAAACACUAAUGAAAAGCACUCCUCUGAAGUCUUUUGUUGGGCAAGGGGUGAGGGAAGCAGACAGACCGGUUGGACAUGGUACAUGGGUGUGGGAUGACCUAAAAACCAACCAACCCACACUGCUAGGAAAUGGAUGCUAAUGACAACUCUAAAGUAACCCUUCUGCUCCAUUAUAUGUCAUUUCACACAUUAGUCCCUUCAAGGGACAGUGAUCUCUUAUGAAGCUUGUUCUCAUAUCUCUGUCAAGGGAGUGAGAAUAUGUCCAAGUUGUCCCAGGACAAUUAGGCAUCUAGUAAUAAAUACCUCUGGGGGCUGAGUAGAAGUCUUGAUAAAGGAUGAGGAUGUGGUUUGUAAGUAAAAGUUUUCUACUAAUAUCAAGUCCAUGGGUUUGAU
Molecule: messenger RNA, 1448 nt
Organism: Perognathus longimembris pacificus (Pacific pocket mouse)
Lineage: Eukaryota; Metazoa; Chordata; Mammalia; Rodentia; Heteromyidae
Gene: Tlcd1
Product: TLC domain containing 1
Exons: 4
Coding region: 174-917 (247 amino acids)
Biological process (GO): membrane assembly; plasma membrane organization; phospholipid homeostasis
Cellular component (GO): plasma membrane
Source: RefSeq, a predicted model, not a curated record